AUGGAGAAAAACGAAGGAAAGACCUUCGAUACGAAAGCUGACACGAGAGAGUCUGAAUCGGAGGAGAAUGUUGGAUUGAAACCCCAUGGGGAGAUUGUUGGCAUUGAAGUCGACGACCCAGACGCUGGUUUGAGUGAUGAGGAGAGAGCAGCAAUUGAUAAGAAGCUGGUGCGAAAGCUGGAUAGGAGACUGAUCCCUUGGCUCAGUUUUCUCUAUCUUCUAAGCUUCUUGGACAGGUCAAACAUCGGAAAUGCGAAAAUAGAUGGACUACAGGACGAUCUCAGAAUGACUAAUAGUCAAUACAAUGCCACGCUGACAAUCUUCUUCGUCUCUUACUCGCUCCUCGAGCCGCUCACCAACGUUUUGCUCAAGAGGUUUCGGCCAAGUGUGUUUAUUCCGUCCAUAAUGAUAGCUUGGGGACUUUGCUUGACAUUUAUGGGUUUUGUUCGAAAUUUCGCUGGCCUCAUGGUAGCGCGAUGGUUCCUAGGAGUCGCUGAGGCCGGACUAUUCCCCGGUGUGGGAUACUUGCUGUCCUGUUGGUACAAGCGAUCCGAAUUUGGUAUUCGUAUGGCUGUUUUCUUUUCUGCGGCGGCGAUUGCUGGCUCGUUUGGCGGUCUCCUUGCGGCCGCUAUAGCCCAGAUGCGUGGUGUUGGUGGGAGACCAGGCUGGGCGUGGAUUUUCAUCUUGGAAGGACUCGCGACUGUUGUCAUUGGCGUUGUUUCAUUCUGGGUUGUCGAGGAUUUCCCGGAUCAGGCAACUUUCCUGUCAGAGGAUGACCGCAAGAGGGUGAUCCGUCGCCUGGCCUCCGACAAGCAAUCGAGCGCUGGAUUGGAGAAAUUCAGAAUGGAGUAUUUUUGGGCCAGCGUGAAAGACUGGAAGACUUAUACUUCAGCCAUCAUAUACAUGGGUUGUGAUGGGUCGCUUUAUGCGUUCUCUCUUUUUGUACCGACGAUCAUUAAUGAGCUAGUAAGUUUCUCUUCGACUCAGGCUCAGCUUCUAAGCGUUCCGCCAUAUGCGGUUGCGGCGGUCUUAACAAUCACUGUGGGAUAUAUCGCGGACCGCACUCGUCAGCGGGGCAUUUGCAACAUGGUUGUGUCGUUGUUUGGUAUCGCAGGGUUCAGCAUGCUCCUCGGCUCCCAGACACCAGCGGUGAAGUACAUUGGAACGUUUCUCGGAGCAAUGGGCAUUUACCCUGCGAUCUCAAAUACGAUUUCAUGGGCAAGCAAUAAUACUGAAGGUGUGUACAAACGCGGUGUCACGCUUGGUUUCGUUAUUGGAUGGGGGAACCUGCAGGGCUGCGUAACAUCCAACAUCUAUAGAGGAGACGAUAAACCGGAAUUCUACCCAGGCCACGGCACUGUGCUCGGAUAUCUAUUACUAUUCCAACUAGGCGGGAGCAUUGCACAGUACGUUCUCCUUCGGAUGGAGAACAGGAGACGGCUGCGCGGAGAGCGUGAUUAUUGGGUGGCUGGGCUUGAUGAGAAGCAGGUGGAGAUGAGAGGGGAUAUGCGUCCCGAUUUUAUAUACACUCUUUGA
Molecule: messenger RNA, 1536 nt
Organism: Blastomyces gilchristii SLH14081
Lineage: Eukaryota; Fungi; Ascomycota; Eurotiomycetes; Onygenales; Ajellomycetaceae
Product: MFS transporter
Exons: 6
Coding region: 1-1536 (511 amino acids)
Biological process (GO): transmembrane transport
Cellular component (GO): membrane
Molecular function (GO): transmembrane transporter activity
Source: RefSeq, a predicted model, not a curated record